Rangifer tarandus platyrhynchus (Svalbard reindeer) is the source of this 363-nucleotide messenger RNA. Lineage: Eukaryota; Metazoa; Chordata; Mammalia; Artiodactyla; Cervidae. The record is from the annotation of a GenBank genome assembly.
AUGAGAUUUUGGCACCGUGCACAAUUCAGCCCUGGGGUAUCUGCAGAGAGGUCCAAGCCCGGGGAAGCCCAGAGUGCCAGGGCCAAGGCCUGUUGGGCAUCGGGGCAGGGCAGGCACAGGGGCGGGGGCGGGGCGCUCAUGCCCGAGGACAGCCCCUCAGUGUCCCCUCAAUGCUCAGUGGCUGGAUGGAAACCCCAGGCUGGGGGAAGGGCACCCAAAAAAGAAAAGGGUCCACAGGACUUCCCUGGUGGCCCAGUGGUUAAGAUUUUGCUUUCUGAUGCAGGGGGUGCGGGUUUGAUCCCUGGUCAGGGAACUAAGAUCCCACAUGCCUCAUGGCCCCAGAAAACACAAACAAUAUUGUAA